AUGGAUUCAGCAAAUGUCGGAUACUCUUACCACUUGCCAUCAGGCGGGUGGAAUUACAAGAUUCGCAAUACACUGUCGCAGUUCAGUGAUUUGUUUAGCGAAUUCAAUAAAUACAUCGCGCCUGCAUAUCACCAUGACCGCUGUGAAAGGUCCGUUCAAAUGAGGAUAUAUUCAAUGCACAAAGGGGAAUUUGUGAUGGUUUUUAUAGCAUUUUUUGCUUGUUUCGGUUUGGGUGUAUUCAUAGGACUGGCAGGGCCGUCCCCGACCAUGACGACGUCGGUCGCGGCGUCGUCGCUGCUGACCAACGCCAGCGACAUCUACCGCGGCCCGUUCCUGCUGCGCAGCCCAGCGCUGGGCACCCGCGUACAACAGCUGUGGCUGCUCGCCGAGAUACUCACCAAUAAUGAUGACGAGGAAAUAUUUGAUAAGAGCUUCCAAAUCAGUAUAUCAAUAGAUGGAGUGCUAAGCGAUCAUACAACCAUCAAUCUUAUUCCAGAGAGUGAAGCUACAAAUAGGACCCAACACCUCAAAUGCAAGAAGCAAGUGUGCGAGGAAGUGAUGGCUCUCCACAUCGGCUCGUUGGAGUAUACGCACUAUGUACUCAGCAUCCGCCUGCACGGCCUCAAGGAAUUCCACAAGCGAUACUUCAUCAGGGAGAUCGUAUUCUACUUCAAAACCUACAACCCAGCAUUUACGCAAAUGGAGACGUGGUUCAGAUUUAUUUUUCUACUGACAACAUUUACUAUAGCUUGUUGGUUUGCGCAUACGCUUAGAAAAUAUUCGACCCACGAUUGGGCGAUCGAGCAGAAGUGGUUGUCCAUACUAUUGCCGCUGCUGUUACUCUACAAUGAUCCGAUAUUCCCCCUACGGCUAGUGUCGGGAAGUUGUUUCGCCCCACUAAUGGACACAGUAUUCCAGACGGCUUUCCUAGCUUGCGUCAUGCUGUCGUGGCUUGCGCAGUACCACGGCUUGAGACAGAACGAAAGGAGUUUCCUAUCAUUUUACCUAUUCAAGGUAAUAAUCGUGGCGUUGGUAUGGACGCCGGCGAUGGUGGUCACGGUCUGGCAGAAGUAUUACGCCUUCUAUGACCCCACGUUCAAUUAUAUGAUGAAUCCAAAUUACCCUGUUGUGAAAAUAAUGUUCUUCAGUGCUGUCACGUUAUACUUCCUAUACUUACUCGUCCUGAUCGUAAAGGCGUAUAGUGACCUGAGAAAUAUGCCUUUCUUUGAUAUAAGACUCCGCUGCCUCUCAAUAGUGGUGGGCACAGUCACACUGCUAACAGCAAUUCUGGCUGCCCAGGGCUGGGGCCCAGCAGCUUUGCAGGACCACUGGGCGUCCCAGCCGCGCGUCCACUACGAUACUUCCGCGCCCUUCAUGGCGCUCUACGGACUCUUCAACUUCAAGAUGUAUAUACUCGCCUAUCUGUUCUCGCCUGGGGGAGGCUCUAUACAUGAAACGGCCAUAACCAAAGACAACCCUGCGUUCUCUAUGAUCAACGACUCGGAUGAAGAAGUUAUUUAUGGAUCUGACGAGGAGAGCCGCCGACCGCUAAAUUCACACCACAGAAUCAGUAAUGAGGAAAUAUAAUUCCAUACAACAUAUAUUUUGCUGAAAUGUAUGUUUUCCUAUUAAAUUAUUAAAAUUAA
This is a messenger RNA of Ostrinia furnacalis (Asian corn borer), 1646 nucleotides long. RefSeq names its product transmembrane protein 181. NCBI's taxonomy places the organism in Eukaryota, Metazoa, Arthropoda, Insecta, Lepidoptera, Crambidae. The record is from RefSeq and is a predicted model, not a curated record. Gene Ontology annotation, molecular function: toxic substance binding. The coding region runs from base 1 to 1587 and encodes 528 amino acids. The transcript is spliced from 12 exons.